GGAGGCGUCGGCGGCUCGGGCAGGCUCGGGAGGACCGGAGCCAAGCUCCGCCCCCCGGGCCGCUGCCCAGGACCCGUGCAGGCCGGGAGCCUACGUGCCGUUGCCUCACCCUAGCACUCCCAGCGCAGCGCCCCGCGCACGGGUUCAAAGGAUCAUGAGGUACAUCAGUACCCGGGGAGGAACCCCCAGUGUUGACUUUGAAGGAGCCUUGUUCUCAGGCUAUGCCCCUGAUGGGGGCCUCUUCAUGCCUGAAGAGAUCCCCCAGCUGGACAGGGAGAUCCUGAAACAAUGGAGCACCCUCUCCUACCAGGCCCUGGUGACCGAGCUGUGCUCUCUCUUCAUUGACCCAGAGCUCAUUCCAAAGAAAGACUUGAAAGGUCUGAUUGACCGAGCCUUUAGCAGGUUCCGCCACAGAGACGUCGUUCACCUAUCCAGGAUGAAGAAUGGGUUGAAUGUGCUGGAGCUGUGGCAUGGUGUCACCUAUGCCUUCAAGGACCUGUCGCUGUCCUGCACAGGACAGUUCUUACAAUACUUUCUGGAGAAAAGGCAGAAACACAUCACCAUCGUUGUAGGGACUUCCGGAGACACAGGAAGCUCAGCCAUUGAGAGCGUCCGUGGAGCCAAAAACAUCAACAUCAUUGUUCUGUUGCCCCUGGGACGCUGCUCCAAGAUCCAGGAGCGCCAGAUGACGACAGUGAUUGAGGACAAUGUGCAUGUGUUUGGGGUGGAGGGUGACAGCGAUGAGCUGGAUGAGCCCAUCAAACACGUGUUUGCCGACGUGGCUUUUGCCGAGAAGCAUAACCUGAUGAGUCUGAAUUCCAUCAACUGGUCCCGGGUCCUCGUGCAGAUGGCUCACCAUUUCUUUGCCUAUUUCCAGUGUGCACCAUCCAUGGACAUCUGCCCACUGCCCCCUGUGGAGGUGGUUGUGCCAACAGGGGCUGCGGGCAAUCUGGCUGCGGGCUGCGUCGCCCAGCAGAUGGGCCUGCCUAUCCGUCUGGCCACGGUGGUGAACCAUAACGACAUUAUCCACAGGACUGUCCAGCAGGGCGACUUCUCGCUCUCAGGGAACACCAGCGCAACCUUGGCAUCAGCCAUGGACAUUCAGAUGCCCUAUAACAUGGAGAGGAUCUUCUGGCUGUUCUCGGGCUCAGACAGCGGGCUGGUCAGGGCCCUGAUGGAGCAGUUUGACCGCACCAAGAAGCUGCAGGUGCCAAGAGAGCUCCACGCCAAGAUUUCAGAGACCAUAAGCUCCCAGUCAGCUUCUGAUGAGGACAUCAUUCAAACCAUGCGGCAAUGCUGGGAGGAGAACCGCUACCUGCUGUGUCCACAUUCGGCUACUGCUGUCUUCUACCAUUACAGGCGACUGGCCUGUGAGCAGCCCAGCUUGCCCAGAUGCUGCCUGGCCCCAGCCUCGGCGGCCAAGUUCCCGGAUGUUGUUCUCCAAGCCCAGCUGGUCCCUGAGAUUCCCGCAGACAUCCGGGCCUUGGAGCACAUGAAGACUCAAUGCACUCCUCUUCGAAGAGGAGAGGACUGGACCCGAGCACUACGAAACAAAAUAGAGGACCUGUCCCGGCAGAGGAAGGGUGGCGUGAGCUCUCAGGGAUAACCCAGCCUGUUUUGGGACCUGUCCCUGUGGGUCAUUGAGCCAGUCCCUGAUGGACAAGAAUGAGAUUGGCCAAAUCCUCUGGGCACACACUCCGCGAUCUUUGCGGGAUGCCACCCAACGAGAAGACCUUAUGUCUGUUUAGAGCAAUCUACAGAAUCUAAUCUACAGAAUCUAAUCUAAUCUACAGAAUCUUUAGGGCAUUCCAGCCCUAAAGCACCGAGUCCUUGCCCCUGUACCCCUCCAUGGCAGUCUGGGGGAGCUCAGCUCAUGAAGGAGAAAAUCAACCAGAGUGCGUACGGAUGGAUUCCUUUGUCCAGAUUGCUGGAGACUUUUAGCCCCACCUUCACUAAUAUGUCCACCCCCUCAUUAAUCAUUCACCAGUCAGCGUUGAUUUUCACCUGUCAGAGCAUCUCCUUUUCCAAAGGUAUUUAAGCAUUCAGGAAUCUCCAUGGUUUUGUCUUUGGUUACUGAGAGAAACCAUUGACCAUCAAUUUAUUGAUUAUCAGCUAGCCUAAUUAAUAAAUUGAUUAGUAAUUACCCAG
This is a messenger RNA of Trichosurus vulpecula (common brushtail), 2148 nucleotides long. It is a transcript of the gene THNSL2, whose product is annotated as threonine synthase like 2. The coding region runs from base 155 to 1606 and encodes 483 amino acids. Gene Ontology annotation, molecular function: pyridoxal phosphate binding. The transcript is spliced from 10 exons. Gene Ontology annotation, biological process: dephosphorylation; 2-oxobutyrate biosynthetic process. NCBI's taxonomy places the organism in Eukaryota, Metazoa, Chordata, Mammalia, Diprotodontia, Phalangeridae. The record is from RefSeq and is a predicted model, not a curated record.